Fukomys damarensis (Damara mole-rat) is the source of this 2751-nucleotide messenger RNA. It is a transcript of the gene Cdc16, whose product is annotated as cell division cycle 16. Gene Ontology annotation, biological process: cell division. The record is from RefSeq and is a predicted model, not a curated record. The transcript has 18 exons. Gene Ontology annotation, molecular function: protein binding. Bases 163 to 2064 code for a protein of 633 amino acids. NCBI's taxonomy places the organism in Eukaryota, Metazoa, Chordata, Mammalia, Rodentia, Bathyergidae.
UGGAUAUUUUUUUAAGACUGCCUUCAUGAGUUGUAUUUGUAAAGAUCUUACAGUAAUGUUCUUAUUAUACAAUUAAACACAUCCUAGCUGGGCUGUAAAAUAGAGAUAGAGAAAUAAUUGACAGAUACUACACAUAAAAACUUGCUGCAUUGAGAUAUUACUAUGUGGCAUUCUAAUAAUAGUGGACAUCUGUUCGUAACUGUGGAAGAACUGGGCAAUCAACCCUUGUUCAUUUUUGUGUGUGUGCAGCAGCAGUAUCAAAGUGCUUUGUUUUGGGCAGACAAAGUAGCUUCGCUCUCUCAUGAGGAGCCCCAGGAUGUUUAUUGGUUGGCUCAGUGUCUUUAUCUGACUGCACAGUAUCACAGAGCAGCCCAUGCACUUCGGUCACGAAAAUUGGACAAAUUGUAUGAAGCGUGUCGUUACCUUGCAGCCAGAUGUCACUAUGCUGCAAAAGAGUAUCAGCAGGCUCUUGAUAUUCUUGAUAUGGAGGAACCAAUCAACAAAACACUAUUUGAAAAAUACCUGAAGGAUGAAAGCAGCUUGAAAGACUCCUCCAGUGAAUGGGAAAUGUCGCAGUCCUCAAUAAAGAGUUCUAUAUGUCUCCUACGAGGGAAAAUCUAUGAUGCUCUAGAUAACCGAACCCUAGCUACAUACAGUUAUAAAGAGGCUUUGAAGCUUGAUGUCUACUGUUUUGAAGCAUUUGAUCUUUUAACAUCACACCACAUGUUGACAGCCCAAGAAGAAAAAGAACUUCUCGAGUCACUACCUCUUAGCAAGCUCUGUACUGAAGAACAGGAAUUACUACAUUUUCUGUUUGAGAACAAAUUAAAAAAGUAUAAUAAGCCUAGUGAAACUGUUAUCCCCGAGUCUGUAGAUGGCUUGCAAGAGAAUCUGGAUGUGGUAGUAUCUUUAGCUGAAAGACAUUAUUAUAACUGUGAUUUUAAGAUGUGCUACAAGCUUACAUCUGCAGUAAUGGAAAAAGAUCCUUUCCAUGCAAAUUGUUUACCUGUACACAUAGGAACGCUUGUGGAACUGAAUAAAGCAAAUGAGCUUUUCUAUCUUUCUCACAAACUGGUGGAUUUAUAUCCUAGUAAUCCUGUGUCUUGGUUUGCAGUGGGAUGUUAUUAUCUCAUGGUUGGUCAUAAAAAUGAACAUGCCAGAAGAUAUCUCAGCAAAGCUACAACAUUAGAGAAGACCUACGGGCCUGCGUGGAUAGCCUAUGGGCAUUCGUUUGCAGUUGAAAGUGAACAUGACCAGGCCAUGGCUGCCUACUUCACAGCAGCACAGCUAAUGAAAGGGUGUCAUCUGCCAAUGCUAUAUAUUGGAUUAGAAUAUGGUUUGACCAAUAAUUCAAAACUGGCUGAAAGAUUCUUUGGUCAAGCUCUAAGCAUUGCACCAGAAGACCCUUUUGUCAUCCAUGAAGUUGGUGUGGUUGCCUUUCAGAACGGAGAAUGGAAAACGGCAGAAAAAUGGUUUCUCGAUGCUUUGGAAAAAAUUAAAGCAAUUGGAAAUGAGGUAACAGUUGACAAAUGGGAACCUUUGUUGAACAACUUGGGGCAUGUCUGCAGAAAACUUAAAAAAUAUGCUGAGGCAUUGGAUUACCACCGGCAGGCAUUGGUAUUAAUUCCUCAGAAUGCAUCGACUUAUUCUGCCAUAGGAUAUAUCCAUAGUCUGAUGGGCAACUUUGAGAAUGCUGUGGACUAUUUUCACACUGCCCUUGGUCUUAGACGAGAUGACACAUUUUCUGUUACAAUGCUUGGUCAUUGCAUCGAAAUGUACAUUGGUGAUUCUGAAGCUUAUAUUGGAGCAGAUAUUAAAGACAAAUUAAAAUGUUAUGACUUUGAUGUGCAUACAAUGAAGACACUAAAAAACAUUAUUUCACCUCCGUGGGAUUUCAGGGAAUUUGAAGUAGAAAAACAGACUGUGGAAGAAACGGGACUUGCACCAUUGGAAAACUCCAGGAAAACUCCAGAUUCCAGGCCUUCCUUGGAAGAGACUUUUGAAAUUGAAAUGAAUGAAAGUGACAUGAUGUUAGAGACAUCUAUGUCAGACCAGAGCACGUGACUGCAAACAGUGGUCCUGGGCCAGCCUGUGCUGGUAUAGGACCAGAGGCUGCCUUGAGAGACUGACUGGAUAGCACACCUUGCAGCAGAUGUUCUGAGUCUCUGAACUACAAAAUAGUUAUACCUAGUGGAAUAAAAAAGAAGGUAAACCAUUCACUAUGUCUUCUAUUUUUUUCAAUAAACUUUUACUUUGAAUAAAUUUUAGUUUGCAGAAGAGUUGCCAAGAUGGUAGAGAGCUUCUUCAUGUCCCUUGCCAGUGUCCCCCUUGGUAACAUUGAUAGCACAUUGCUAUUAACUGAACCCUAGCGUGCCCUAUGGUUCUCUUUCUGUGCCAGCAUCCUGCCCAUAUUCAUUCAUCACACCUACUCUUUGAACUUGGUUAGGAUGAUGUCUUAUCUUACCUUGUUUUUCAUGACCUGGAAAAUUUAGAGGACACCCCAUCAGGUCUGUAGAAUGUCCCUCCUGAGUUAGGUUAAAUGCCAUAGAGGUGAAGCCCCUUUGUCAUCACAGGUCAUACUAACUUGGAUUGCUUGGUCACAGCACCAUCUGCUAUCAAGUUGCUGUCUUUCCUUUUCUGAGCUCUGUGGGGCAAAGAGGUUAAACCCCAGCUCUUUAGGGGUAAUUUUCAUUUUAUUCCUUCUUGAAGAUCUGUCUCCUCUCUCCCACUUAGGUAUUCAGUCAUUUAUCA